Messenger RNA from Homo sapiens (human), 1163 nucleotides. It is a transcript of the gene MRPL14, whose product is annotated as mitochondrial ribosomal protein L14. Gene Ontology annotation, biological process: translation. Bases 175 to 771 code for a protein of 198 amino acids. Gene Ontology annotation, cellular component: ribosome; mitochondrion. The record is from RefSeq and is marked reviewed. Gene Ontology annotation, molecular function: structural constituent of ribosome. Lineage: Eukaryota; Metazoa; Chordata; Mammalia; Primates; Hominidae. The transcript has 3 exons.
UGUUUCUUGACACUUCAGGUGUACACACACGUGUGAGUGUACUAGGAGGUGUUCUACAGUGUGUUUCUGUAGGUCGCAGUGAGAAAAAUUUGAAAAGCGUUGUCUCCUGUGCCCUUCUAUUUGCCCUCUUGCCUUUCUUUGCCUGAGUUUUCAGUCACUUAAAAUUGUCUGAGGAUGCAGUUAGCAUGCCAGGAAUAUACAGUAAAGAACAAGGUGGAUCUUCUUCACGGAGGUUACUGUGUGAGACGAAAGACAGUUCACUGUUCAUCACUGGAAAUACUGUACGUGCUACUGAAAAACAAGGAUUUUAUUGAGGAUCUAUCUUGGGAUCCCAUGGCUUUCUUUACUGGGCUCUGGGGCCCCUUCACCUGUGUAAGCAGAGUGCUGAGCCAUCACUGUUUCAGCACCACUGGGAGUCUGAGUGCGAUUCAGAAGAUGACGCGGGUACGAGUGGUGGACAACAGUGCCCUGGGGAACAGCCCAUACCAUCGGGCUCCUCGCUGCAUCCAUGUCUAUAAGAAGAAUGGAGUGGGCAAGGUGGGCGACCAGAUACUACUGGCCAUCAAGGGACAGAAGAAAAAGGCGCUCAUUGUGGGGCACUGCAUGCCUGGCCCCCGAAUGACCCCCAGAUUCGACUCCAACAACGUGGUCCUCAUUGAGGACAACGGGAACCCUGUGGGGACACGAAUUAAGACACCCAUCCCCACCAGCCUGCGCAAGCGGGAAGGCGAGUAUUCCAAGGUGCUGGCCAUUGCUCAGAACUUUGUGUGAGUUGAGCCCAGGCCUCUGGUUGCAGGACUCGUGAAUGGAGCAGUUCUGAGAACCACCCUUUUGCUAAGGGAGCUUGGGAGCCACAUGGCUGCUCCCUUCACACUGGGUAACAGUGUAGUAUCCUGUGAGAGAAUAAAUGUAUUCAUUUAUGUGUUUUUCCAGAGCUUUCUGGGAUGUGGGAAAAUAAAUUACACUGAAGCAGUUGAAAGGUGGCUUACCCGAGUCUGGCCACACGGGGUAGCAUUCUUUACAUGGAGCAGCCUUGGUGCCAGGGUCUGAGCCCUUGCUUUUCUGGUUUGGACCCUAUAAGUUCAUCCAGGACUGUCAGGCCCUGGAAAACUGAGGUACACACCAAAUGCCAAUUUAUAAAUGUACCAUGGCUCUAACCAAAA